This is a messenger RNA of Musa acuminata AAA Group (dessert banana), 1917 nucleotides long. Its product is annotated as glucose-6-phosphate/phosphate translocator 2, chloroplastic. NCBI's taxonomy places the organism in Eukaryota, Viridiplantae, Streptophyta, Magnoliopsida, Zingiberales, Musaceae. Gene Ontology annotation, biological process: transmembrane transport. The coding region runs from base 374 to 1579 and encodes 401 amino acids. The transcript is spliced from 5 exons. The record is from RefSeq and is a predicted model, not a curated record. Gene Ontology annotation, molecular function: antiporter activity; triose-phosphate transmembrane transporter activity; phosphoglycerate transmembrane transporter activity. Gene Ontology annotation, cellular component: Golgi apparatus; membrane.
UUCACAGCCACCAAACUUUCUCCUCCCGUUUUGCUUACAAACACCAAAGUCCCUGCUUUUCUUUGCUUCCUUCCUAUCUCUAUCUAUAAAUUUACAGCCCACCAGAGGGCUCUCAUCCCGCAACUAUAUCGAGCGCGGAUUCCGUGUUAGCGUUCAUCUCUUUGCGUAUGCUCCCCGUUUCUGAACUCUAUGUUCUUCUCAUUAUAAAACCCUCUGUGGAUCAAACUUUCUUCCGUCGAACCCGUAAAAAUCGCUACUUUCCUCCGGAGUCGAAGAAAAAUCACAUUUUUCUGAGUUCCCUCUAUUUCUCUCUGGGUUUUUGAAGAAUCCAGAGCCUGAAAUAUCGGGUUUUGAUCCUCUCUUCGACGUUCCAAUGGCGAAUUUGAUCUGCUCGACGAUGCCCUCGAUGGCGGCUUUCACCGCCUCCGAUCUUUUGAGGUCCAGAUCGCUGAGGAAGCCAUUGCCGCGGGUUUCACCGCUUUCAUCUUCUUCCGAUAAGCUAGGUUCGUCCCUUUCGUCUCUCAAACCCUUGUACUUGGCCCCUCUCGGAAGUUUCGGCCUUGGCUCUCGAGAUGGGCCGGCUUCGGCCGCCAAUCUCCGAGGACUAUCGUCGAAGGCGAGGGCCUACGAGGCCGACCGGUCGGAGGGCAUCCCGGUGCUGGACAACGAGGGGCGCGCCGCCGCCGCGCAGAAGGUCAAGAUCGGCAUCUACUUCGCGACGUGGUGGGCACUCAACGUGGUGUUCAAUAUCUACAACAAGAAGGUCCUCAACGCCUUCCCUUACCCCUGGCUGACCUCCACCCUCUCCCUCGCCGUCGGCUCCCUCAUAAUGCUGCUCUCUUGGGGCGCGAGGGUCGCCGAGGUUCCAAAGACCGACCUGGAUUUCUGGAAAGCUCUCGCUCCGGUGGCCGUGGCGCACACGAUCGGGCAUGUGGCUGCGACAGUGAGCAUGUCGAAGGUGGCGGUGUCGUUCACUCACAUAAUUAAGAGCGGCGAGCCGGCCUUCAGCGUGUUGGUGUCGAGGUUCCUGUUGGGGGAGAGGUUCCCCGUGCCGGUGUAUCUGUCACUGCUGCCAAUCAUCGGUGGUUGCGCUUUAGCUGCAGUGACUGAGCUGAACUUUAACAUGACUGGAUUUAUGGGGGCAAUGAUAUCAAACCUUGCAUUUGUGUUUCGGAAUAUAUUCUCAAAAAAAGGGAUGAAAGGGAAGUCGGUCAGUGGAAUGAACUACUACGCCUGCCUCUCUAUGCUAUCUCUGUUAAUACUCAUGCCCUUUGCUAUUGCGGUGGAGGGUCCUCAGAUGUGGGCUGCUGGUUGGAAUAAAGCAGUAUCACAGAUCGGUCCUCAUUUUGUCUGGUGGAUGGCAGCGCAAAGUGUGUUCUACCACUUGUACAAUCAAGUGUCCUACAUGUCGCUUGAUGAAAUCUCUCCCUUGACUUUUAGCAUUGGUAACACCAUGAAGAGGAUAUCGGUGAUUGUUGCAUCUAUCAUAAUCUUCCACACACCUGUUCAGCCAAUCAAUGCCCUCGGAGCUGCCAUCGCCAUUUUUGGAACUUUUCUCUACUCCCAGGCUAAGCAGUGAAAACUAGUGCGGCCUUUUCGAUAUGAUCGUGCAUGCUACUAUACUAGUCAUCGUUAGUUCUUAUCUACCGAUUCUUUGGCACAUUUAGUGGCAGAUUAAUUAAUUUUGCAAAGUAGCAGCUGAGCAGCAGCAUUUUGUUGCAGAUAGAUGUAUUUGGAAAAAUAAGCAAUUGCAGUCAUUCUUUUAGAUUUAGGAUGUUAUCUGCAGCUUCUAUGAGUAUUUCUACCAAGACUAUUCUCAUUAAGAGAUUUGAGGGAGUGUGGUACUGUCAAUGCUUGUGUGAUGAUGGACACAUUUGAUUUUGAGGCAAAGUAAUAUCUAUAUAUGUAUAUUGUCUA